Selaginella moellendorffii is the source of this 1831-nucleotide messenger RNA. RefSeq names its product beta-catenin-like protein 1. The record is from RefSeq and is a predicted model, not a curated record. The coding region runs from base 16 to 1539 and encodes 507 amino acids. Gene Ontology annotation, cellular component: spliceosomal complex. Lineage: Eukaryota; Viridiplantae; Streptophyta; Lycopodiopsida; Selaginellales; Selaginellaceae. The transcript is spliced from 8 exons.
UUAGGGCAGCGCAAAAUGAAGCGCAGGAGGGAGGAGGAGAAUGGAGGAGGAGGUGAGAUCGACGAGGCGCUCCUGGCGGCACUCGAGUCGUCGUCGAGCGGCGCGGGCGCAGGAGGAGGAGGUGGGGCGGCGGUGGAGCUGCUGGACGUCAAGGGCGUCAAGAAGAUGGUGCUGGCGUUUGAGCGCAAGCUGCGGGACAACAUCGAGGCCCGGAUGAAGUACGUGGAUCAGCCCGACAGGUUUGUGGAGUCGGAGGUGGAUCUGGACGAGGAGCUCAAGAAGAUGCACGCAUUGGCAGCCAGCCCCGAUUUGUAUCCGGAGCUCGUCCGGCUCAAGGUAGUGGGAUCCAUCGUGAGCCUCCUCGGCCACGAAAACACCGAUAUCUCCACCGACGUUGUCAAUCUCCUCAACGAGCUCACGGACGGGGACGUGAUCGGCGACAACGAGCCGGCGGGCCUCCUCGUGGACGAGCUCGUCUCCAGCAAUGCGCUGGAGCUGCUCGUCCAGAACUUGUCGCGGCUGGACGAGGCCGACCCGGACGAAGCGGCCGCGGUGUUUAACUCGCUCUCCAUCGUCGAGAACCUGAUCGAGGUGAGGCCGGCGGUGGUGGAGCUCGUGUGCGAGAGGAGCAAGCUCCUCAAGUGGCUCCUCACCAGGAUCAAGGUGAAGGAGUUUGACAGCAACAAGCUGUACGCGAGCGAGAUCCUGGCUAUACUGCUGCAGUCGAGCGCCGCCAACCAGCUCCGGCUGGGACAACUCAACGGUGUGGACACUUUGCUCCAGAGUGUGGCGCUCUACAAGUCGAGGGAUCCCAAGAGCAGCGAGGAGGAGGAGAUGCUGGAGAACCUGUACGAUUGCCUGUGUAGCGUUGUGAUGCAUCCGGACAACAAGGACAAGUUUGUCAAGGCCGAGGGUGUGGAGCUCAUGGUCAUUAUCAUGAAGCAGAAGAAGAAGCUGGCCUACGGAUCAGCGCUCAAGGCUCUCGACUUCUCACUCACCAAGUGCUCCGAUGCCUGCGAGAGGUUUGUGGACGUGUUGGGCCUCAAGAGCUUGUUCCCGGCAUUCAUGGGAAAGGUCCCAAAGAAGUCUGGGGAAGAAGUGGAUGAGCGUUUGAUAUCCUUGAUAUACUCCUUGUUCGCUGGGCUGACCAAGGACGCCAGCAAGGAACGGCUGCUGAGCAAGUUCGAAGAGAAUGAAUACGAGAAGAUCGAUCGGCUCAUGGAAUUCUUUGUCAAGUACCACAACCGGGUGAAGGCGGAGUCGAAGAAGCUAGAUGCGGAGAGCUUUGAGGAGCUGGACGAGGACGACAAGUACUUGAAAAGACUAGACGCCGGGCUUUUCACGCUGCAGCUACUUGCGUUGAUUCUCGCGCACAUAUGGCUCUCCAAGCUCCCGGGCGUGCAAAGUCGCAUCGACCUUUUACUGAAGCAGCAGCGGCUGUCUAGAGAAGACGUCAAAUCUGUAUUGCAGGAGUAUCGUGACAAUGUGGACGAUGAAGGGGGUAAGGCUAGUGUCGAAGCCUUUAUAAGUGCAAUGUGAUCGGGAAAAGACCCUUUUCGGGGAUGACCAUCUGGGACAGGGGCCAUGCUCUCGACAGCAUUGAAGAAGAUAUGAUCAGCAGCUAUGGAAGAUAUCUCUCUACUCCCUGCUUGUGUCGACCCAUGAUGAACUGUUUUGCGACAAAUUUUGGUGUUCGCUGCUAAAGGUUUCUUUGCGAUCUCACUCGCUUCAAGUUCGCGUUUACGAAGUGGCGUGUGGCUUCAGAUCUGGUGAGGGCACCAUAUUUGCCUACUGAGAUUACAAAGACUUCAAUAUAUUAUGUUUUACAUCU